AUGUGUUUCGAUUUGUACGUCCACAACACUGCUCGCGAACAUGAUACACGGCAUCUAAGUAUCAUUAAUCCAGUCACAGGCUACACGGUUUAUAGCCCCUGGCAAGAUCCUUACAUGAGCCCACCCUGUGAUUAUCCUCACAUACUCGAACCAAUUCCUCCUCACCAGUCUUGCCCCUUUCACCCUCGAUGUUGUCGACUCCAGAGACACUUUGUAUGUCGAUUCAAGGAUGGGAGUUGCCAGACGCAAGUUAAGUAUCACCAUUUUGUCGACGAAGCGAGUGGCGAGACUAACAACACCUCCUUUCUAAGUGCGUACUUCGGGUACAAUCCAUCCCUACUUUCCCUCGCGGGCUGGUUUUUCAAGGCUGGAGUAGAAUUCGCACUUGCUGAUAAGUACCGGAGUCAGAUAUCGCAACGCCUUGCCGGAAUGGUGGAGCGUGAUAAUGGCCAAGCCCGUGAUAUGAUGGACCUUACCGAACGAACGGACCUCGAGGCACGGUAUUCACACUUGACCUACGUUAUAAAUUGCUCUAGGCAGGUGCUCGGUCAAUUCGCUAUGCUCUGGGAUCUAAACACUGGCCCCGGUGGGUUGCCUCCCCGUCCGGGUGGUAAUCCGAACCCCGAAUUUAAUGCGCCGCUGUCACGGAGACUAAACCUCAGAACGCAUGGAUGGGUUAAGAGAGACGACAGCCCAUUUUAUUGGCCACAGUUGAUUCAGCUUUGGCCAAAUUUCGAGGCUGGGUUCCUUCCUUUCGGCGAUGACCCUUCGGUUGUGCAUUUUGGGAGCACGACGAUGGAAAGCCAGAUAGAUUUAAAUCCCAUGAAUGAUGUGAACUCGUCGAACCCGGAUGUAGAGCUAGAGGGACAAACUCCCCACGGCGUCUUAAAUCAUGAUAUGCUAGUCGUUCCUCCCGCCUCUCCCUUUCCCGGUAAUGUUGAGGAAUUAUUGGAUAUCAAAGAUUGCAUUACGGUAGCCAACACUCCCGCUUCGCUGACAUCGUCUCCACUUUCGUCUCUUCCUAGUGAACUGGACUUCGAUUCGGACUUCGAAUACACUGGUGACAAGAACAACAAGGAAUAA
Messenger RNA from Annulohypoxylon truncatum, 1083 nucleotides. RefSeq lists its product as uncharacterized. Lineage: Eukaryota; Fungi; Ascomycota; Sordariomycetes; Xylariales; Hypoxylaceae. The record is from RefSeq and is a predicted model, not a curated record. Bases 1 to 1083 code for a protein of 360 amino acids. The transcript has a single exon.